AAAUAAAAUCGGUACAGUCCUUGAAUAUAACUAGCAACUACCAAAAAGCGUUAAUUUCGUUUCUCUCUCUCUCUCUCUCGUUGGGAACUUGGGAGUUCCAAUGGCGGAUGACGAGGAAGCGAGGGUUGUGGAAGAGCAGCUCCAAUUCCAACUCAAGGAACAGAAGGACUCUCUCGCCGCCGUCGCCGACGCCCUCUCCGUCGAUCCCUCCAACGCCGAACUUAUUUCGGUUCAUGAUGAGCUUGUUGAGGCCAUUAAAGAUGCUGAGGAGGGCCUUUUUCAGCUCAAAAGAGCAAGGUUGAUAAGAGAGGCUGAUUCUGCUUUGAAAGGUUUAGUAAGCACUGGCGAUGUCAAAGUGGAGCCUCUGGAACCAACAGAUGUGGAACCUGAACCGUUGGUGGAUCAGACCUAUUCUAUAGGGUCAAAAUGUAGAUUCCGUCACACUGAUGGGCGGUGGUACAAUGGGCUUAUUGUUGGCUUGGAAGGUUCAGAAUCUGCAAAAAUAUCUUUCCUUACUCCAACUACUGAAAGCAUGUUGAUGUGCAAGUUCUUUCUACAACAACGAUGUCGAUUUGGUAGUAAUUGCCGCUUAUCACAUGGCAUCGAUGUCCCCGUAUCUUCCUUGAAGAAGUAUAUUCCUACUAUUUGGGAACAGUCGCUGGUGGGUUCCAGCAUCUGGGCCCUUUCAGAUAGUAAAGCUGGCAUCUGGAGAGAAGCUGAGCUAGAGUCUUGGGAUGAGAAUCUCAGAACAGGGGAGGUAAUUUUUCGAGACGAUGGAAGUUCAGCAAAGUUGGGAACAGAAGCAAUCACUUCCUCUGAGUAUGCCCAGAGGAGUGAUGAAGAAGAGUCCGAUCUAAGUUCGGAGCAAUCUGAUUCUAGUGAUGAUGAAGAUGAUAGCCCGCAAGGGUUGGGGUUUUUGGAAAGCACAGCGUUGCAGAGGGGGGUCCAAACCGACACUGCUAUUUUUGCGAAUUGGGAGAAUCAUACCCGCGGCAUUGCUUCCAAGAUGAUGGCUAAUAUGGGAUACCGCGAAGGAAUGGGUUUGGGUGCGUCAGGACAGGGAAGACUCGAUCCUAUUUCUGUUAAGGUUCUUCCACCUAAGCAAUCUCUUGAUCACGCUGUAAAAGCUCUUGACAAAGACGAGAACAAGGAUACGCGAGCAAAGAAGCGCAGCAGGGGUGGUAAGAGAAAGCGUGACAAGAAAUUAGCAGCCGCAGCCAAAGCUGCUGAAGAAGAGGAGGAUUCGAAAGAUGUAUUCUCUCUUAUCAACACCCAGCUUGCGAUGCACGGGCAGAUUGUGAACGGCAGCAGCUCUGCAAAGAGGCAGCAGCAGAACAAAGCAAACGGUGAGGCAAGGAAAGAGGACAGACGGGCGAUCCUUGCCUACGAAGAUGAGAUGCAAAGCUUGAGAUUUCAAGUCGAGAAGCUCGAAGAAAUGGUGAAGCGGAACAAGAAGGAGAAGUCUGUGCACGAUGCUGCUAUGCGGAAGCUCAACGAAACUCGCAAGGCACUGGCCGAUGCAGAGGAGGCUCAUGCGUCCACAUCAAAUGCAGUGUCUAGAAAAGAGAAGGAGAAGAAAUGGCUAAAAUUUUGACAGCUCAAAUGAGGUGAUGAGGAUUCCACUAUAUCUUGGUUUUUGUUAGAUCAUCAUCUCCUUAUGUGGAUUCUAAUUAUUUCCAGAAAUGUUAUCAAUCUUUGUAUUUUUAAGAUUA
Messenger RNA from Salvia miltiorrhiza (redroot sage), 1712 nucleotides. Its product is annotated as zinc finger CCCH domain-containing protein 18. Lineage: Eukaryota; Viridiplantae; Streptophyta; Magnoliopsida; Lamiales; Lamiaceae. Gene Ontology annotation, molecular function: metal ion binding; nucleic acid binding. The transcript has 4 exons. The coding region runs from base 101 to 1594 and encodes 497 amino acids. The record is from RefSeq and is a predicted model, not a curated record.